This is a messenger RNA of Linderina pennispora, 968 nucleotides long. RefSeq lists its product as uncharacterized. The transcript has 2 exons. The record is from RefSeq and is a predicted model, not a curated record. Bases 226 to 879 code for a protein of 217 amino acids. NCBI's taxonomy places the organism in Eukaryota, Fungi, Kickxellomycota, Kickxellomycetes, Kickxellales, Kickxellaceae.
UAUGACGUUGCAUUUGGUCAGGGCCUGGUAGGCCCGUUUAGAGGUGACCUAGCACCUCGCGCUUCUCUACUUCCGUUCGGUUUUUCUCCGUUAAUUGUUUGCUAUUUUCCACUCUAGACCUUGCAGCCUGCUCUUUCCCUCCUGUCUCUUUCGUUGCUUUCGACCGCCCCAACUGUAAACCACCAAAGACGGCCCGCUGUCGUAUAUGCUCGGCCCUACCGGUCAAUGUCACCAACAACCACAGCAACCAUAGCCUUAAACCGCAGCAGCCAGGCGACACACAAGCCGAGUUGGCAUUUACUAGACAGGCCAGGCAGCACCUCUGUGGACCCCCUCCCGCCGAUGAGCAGCCAUUUCUACGGGAAUCCAUGGGGAGCCCAGACCUUCACGGAGCCCGCGUACUCUACGCCAUCACUGACGCAACUAUCGCCUAGCCGGGCAGCACGUCGUGUUCGCGCAGCAAAUGACCCGCUGGUAUCGCCGUCGCGGGCACAUAUAAACGAGUUUGAGCUGGCGACCCGGAAACGAGCAUUGAAAGACAUGCUGGAAUGUAUUGACGACGCCAUCUCGACACCGCUGCCGCAUAAUGAUAUACAUAUGGCGCGGGUGCGUGCAGAUACAGAUAUAACAGUUCCGGAGGGCCCGCUGGUUGAAGGGCCGAGCCAUGAUAGUCCACGGCAAAAAGGCGCGGGCUUGGCAAUUAGCCUGCCCAAAGACGGUGGCGUGCUGCCAUUGCAGAUCCACAGGGUGCCUGGGCGGCCAUCGGCAGAUGGCUUGCCAGGGCUUUCGUACGGAAAGAGCAUAUUGUCGGUUUCUGAAGGCAGUACUGUGGCCAUAUGUCUGUGCCAAGCCAGCAGCUGCGCACUAUCAAAACUGUGAAGCACCUGGUCUCCAGUAACGAUACGCUUGAGGGGAUUUCGAUCUUGUAUGGCGUCUCGUAGGUCUCGAAUCUGAAACGGCUCAAUCGC